AAACGAUUAUCACAGACAGGAAGUAAACUACACAUUUGCAAAAAUAUGAACGUUGUGGAGCAUAAACUGUAGGGGGAAAAAAGUACUUGUUCGUUUGUUAUUAGCUAACAGAAAGCAAUAUGAGUCAGUUAAUGAUUGCUCUCUCACCAAACUAAAGCGAACAAGAAAGGUAUUUCAGCAGAAGUGUGAAAUGUCGUUUCCCCAGCCCAAACCUGAGGUCCCUCAGCUCCCACAAAACCUUCUCAGGACCAUAGACUGCCAACAAGGGGCUGUAAGAGCUGUGCGAUUCAAUGCUGAUGGUAACUACCUGCUGUCUUGCGGCAGUGACAAGUCUCUGAAGUUGUGGAGUGUAAGUCGAGGGACACUACUGAAGACGUACAGUGGCCAUGGAUACGAAGUGCUAGAUGCUGAUGGUUCCUAUGACAACAGCCAGCUGUGUUCCUGCAGCUCGGACAAGACGGUGAUCCUCUGGGACGUCGCCACGGGACAGGUCACCCGGAAACUCAGGGGUCACGCUGGGAAAGUCAACUGUGUCCAGUUCAAUGAAGAAGCUACAGUCAUUUUAUCUGGCUCCAUAGAUGGUACAGUGCGUUGCUGGGACACCAGGUCCAGAAAAUUUGACCCCAUCCAGAUUCUGGACGAGGCUCAAGAUGGUGUCAGCAGUCUGAAGGUGUCUGAACACGAGCUGCUCACUGGGUCAGUGGAUGGGAGAGUGAGACGGUAUGACCUGCGGAUGGGCCAGCUGCAUGUGGACUUCAUCAACAGCCCCAUCACGUGUGUGUGUUUCAGUGCGGACGCCCAGUGCACUCUGACCUCCAGCCUGGACUCCACCGUGCGUCUACUGGACAAGAGCACAGGGGAGAUGCUGGGAGAGUACACAGGACACAAGAUGAAGGGCUACAAGCUGGACUGCUGUCUGUCCAGUAAGGAUACUCACGUCCUGAGCUGCUCUGAGGACGGACACGUGUACUGCUGGGACCUGGUAGAGGGUUCUCUGACGCUGAAGCUGCCAGUCGGGAAGGCUGUCGUCCAAUCGCUGUCUUUCCAUCCCUCGGAGACCCGCCUCCUCACAGCCAUGGAGGGGCGUGUCCAGGUGUGGGGGGCGGAGCCAGAGGAAACUGAGGAGGACGUGGUGGUUGUUCAACAGGAAAAAGCAUAGUCAUCAUUAGAUGGACAUAACAGAAAGGACAAGAGUCAUGAUAUCGUCAGAACUGAUGAGUUCCCUACUGUACAUGAACUGUCUGUUCUGGACUCAGGGUCAGGGAUCGGAUUUUGGUUGAGGGAAAUGGUUGUGUGGUUGAAAAGGGACGUGCCGUUGCUUCCAUGGCUAAAAUAUGGAAUAAAUCAAUGAAAGUACUGCUGAUGUCCCAGCAUUAUCAAUAAUUUUUUUUUAAUAUUCAUUGUAAAUAUUUUGUAAAUUAUGAGUUUUGAAUAAACCCUUGUUGUCCAAAUGAAUCAUAGGCUCUAAUAAUAAUUUCUUAGUAGCCAUGAGGGAAAAUGUAAUAUCACUCACCAACAUUGGUCAUAAAACAUUUAGAUUUGGUUCUUUAUUACGAGUUGUACAUAUGAACAUGGCACAUGGACAAAAUAAAUUAAGUAGCAUCAUACAGGAAUCAUCUCAAAUAAAUAAAUAAUUUAUUUUACAUAAAUAC
Salvelinus fontinalis (brook trout) is the source of this 1652-nucleotide messenger RNA. Its product is annotated as WD repeat domain-containing protein 83. The record is from RefSeq and is a predicted model, not a curated record. The coding region runs from base 191 to 1159 and encodes 322 amino acids. The transcript has 9 exons. Gene Ontology annotation, cellular component: catalytic step 2 spliceosome. Gene Ontology annotation, molecular function: protein binding. Gene Ontology annotation, biological process: mRNA splicing, via spliceosome. NCBI's taxonomy places the organism in Eukaryota, Metazoa, Chordata, Actinopteri, Salmoniformes, Salmonidae.